CAGGCACCACUUGGGGUUUCAUCUGUGACGAUGGGUUCCGGCCUGAGGCAGCGAGAGUCGCCUGUCGUCAGCUGGGCUACACACACACCACUGGCUCUUCUGGCGUCAUAACGUCCAGUAAUCACUCCUCCGUCGACCUGGAAGACUGGAUGAGAGGUUACGAGAUCGUGCUUGAUGACGUCACGUGUGACGGUGGAGACGGAGGGCUCCGAUUGGACAGCUGUUCUCACGCUCUGAUUGGUCACCAUGAUUGUCACGUGACUGAGGCUGUGUUUAUAAGUUGCUCCCCUGCUAACCAGACGGGUUAAGAAAAAAGCAAUGGCUACCUUAGAAGUACACAAUUCUAUCUGCUUAGUACCUAGUUUUGAGAAAUUGGACGUUUGACAAAAAAUUUGAAUUUCACAACAUGU
Aplysia californica (California sea hare) is the source of this 410-nucleotide messenger RNA. RefSeq names its product scavenger receptor cysteine-rich domain superfamily protein. NCBI's taxonomy places the organism in Eukaryota, Metazoa, Mollusca, Gastropoda, Aplysiida, Aplysiidae. Gene Ontology annotation, cellular component: membrane. The record is from RefSeq and is a predicted model, not a curated record.